Messenger RNA from Petromyzon marinus (sea lamprey), 4878 nucleotides. Its product is annotated as transcription initiation factor TFIID subunit 4-like. Gene Ontology annotation, molecular function: DNA binding; protein heterodimerization activity; RNA polymerase II general transcription initiation factor activity. Gene Ontology annotation, biological process: DNA-templated transcription; transcription initiation at RNA polymerase II promoter. The record is from RefSeq and is a predicted model, not a curated record. Gene Ontology annotation, cellular component: transcription factor TFIID complex. Lineage: Eukaryota; Metazoa; Chordata; Hyperoartia; Petromyzontiformes; Petromyzontidae.
AUGGCGGCGGCGUCGUCGUCCGGCAGGAGCGAGCGGAGCGGCCGGGCCGAGCGCGGCGGCGGCGCCGCGGGAGCCGCCGGGAUCGGUGGCGCCGCGUCCGCGGACCCCCUGGACGAGAUGCUGGCUCGCGACGUGGACGAGAAGGCGGUCAGCGACCUGGUGGGCUCGCUCGAGUCGCGCCUCGGGGGCGCCCGGGUGGCACUCAUUGCUAACAACCACGCGGCCCGCGGUGGCGGCGGUGGAGCAGGAGAAGCGGCGAGGGAGCAGCAGCUCAAGCAACAGCAGCAGCUGAAGCAGCAGCAGCAGCAGCGACCUCCGGGACACGGGGUAGUAGCAGCAGCUGCAAUUAGCGUCACCGUUGCGAACUCCACGUUUGGAUGUGUGGCCUCCACGCCGGUCAUCAUAACUUCUGUAGGAGGCGGUGGCGGUGCUCCCGUCGCUACUGCCGCUACGGCAGUAGCGACGGGAUCAGCAGCAGCAGCAGGAGGUGGUGGUGCUGGUGCUGCUGCUGCACAGGUUCACCCGAGCCGCCUUGGAGGGAGCACAGUGGCCCCCGCGCUCCCCGCCUCCAUCUCUUCCUCAGUGUCGUCCAUCGCGACCAUCUCCCCCAUCUCCUCCAUCAUCUCCUCCUCCUCCGCCUCGUCGUCUCCGCUGCUGCUGAAUCACGCGACCAAGGCGAUCUCCUUGCCGGUCGGGCAGACGCUCAACGGGAGCACCGUUACCCCCGCGGUCACCCCCGCGGUCAAUCCCUUAGGGGUUUCUUCCCCGGGCUGUGCGAGCAAUGGGGUGAGGACCCUGCCCCCCGCCGCGAACCCUGCCCGCACGGGGGCCCAGCAGGCGGGGGCCCAGCAGGCGGGGACCCCGUGCACCCCGCGGCCACCCCAGGCCGUGUUCAACGGAGCCGAGCACGGCCACGGGACGCUGCUCGGGCAGCAGCAGCAGCAUCUGCAGCUGCACGUGGGAGUGAGUAGCACCACCAGCAGCAGCAGCAUCAGCAGCCCAGUGUCCACCCCUCAGGGGCCGCAGCCCGGCGUCUCGAAACCCCCCCUGGCCGCCGUGACGGCCCCCGCGCUGCCGGCGCAGCUGAGGCCCGCCCUGGUGUCCCCCGUGCACCGCGUGAUGGCCCCGCAGGUGAUCGCCCCGCGGCCCAUGCAGCAGCAGCAGCAGCAGACCAUGGUGCAGCUGCCGCCCGGCUUCACAAUCCCGCCAGGCAUGGUGCUCGUGCAGAAGGAAGGCCACCUCAUCCUUCUGCCCCACUCGGCACUGCAGCAGCUGAGGCCGGCGACUCCCGGAGCCGCGCCUCAGUUUCGUCUCCCGCCCAUUCACCAGCAGCCCCCCGGGACGCACGUGAUUGCGAGGAGCGUGGCCCCCACCAUCAUCAAGCAGAUCUCACCAGGCCAGACCGUUGCCUCCACACAGCCCACGCCGCUGCAGCCUCAGCAGCCGGUCUCCGUGGCGCCCACCACCAUGGCGACGUCGACCGCGACGGCGCCGGCCCACCGGCCUCCCGUGCCGGUCCAGGCCAAGGUCAUCCAACCGCCGACGGUCAUCUCGGCACCGCCCGCCGCCGCCACCUUCAGCACCGCGACGCUCACGCGACCGCCGACCCCGACAACUCCUGUCAUGGUGACGAGCGCAGGGUCGAUCCGACCUUUGACCUCACCCACGACAGUGGCCAUCACGGCGGCGCUGCCGGGCGGCGGCGCCGUGAGAGCCGCUGCCCCAACGCUCGUCAUGACGCCGGAGCUGAUGGAGAACGUGAAGAAGUGCAAGAACUUCCUGUCGACGCUGGUGAAGCUGGCAUCCACGGGGCAGCAGUCGCCCGAGACAGCGCACAACGUGAAGGACCUCGUGCAGAGCUUGCUUGACGGGAAGAUUGAGCCAGAGGAGUUCACCAGCCGGCUGCAGAAAGAGCUCAAGUCGUCCCCACAGCCCUACCUGGUGCCUUUCCUCAAGAAGAGCCUACCAGCGCUGCGGCAGAUGAACAAGAAUCUGCAGACCUUCCCGGCGGCCACCUCCUCAUCCAGCGCGCCGGUGCCCAGCAUCUCCCUCUCGACCAUACGGCCUACGCUCGCCACCGGCACCGGCCUGGGCGUGACAACGCACACGGUGACGUCGCAGCAGCAGCAGCAGCAGUUGCGGAUGAAGCAGUUGCAGGCGCUGUCGGGCGCCCAGGGAACCGUGCUCACCCGUCCCACCACCUCCAUCGGCCACAUGCGGCACAUACAGCCAGGCAUGGCGGUGAGAUUUGGGGCGGUGAGCGGCAAGGGCCCGGCAGUCGGCCUCUCUACCGGCGCCCUCGCGACCUCCACCAGCCACACGGCCUCCACGGCACAGAAGGGGAAGUUCAAGGACGCGGGCGGGGGCACCUUCAAGGACGACGAUGACAUCAACGACGUGGCGUCGAUGGCCGGGGUCAACAUUAACGAGGAGAGCGCGCACAUCGCGGCCACGGGCUCCGAUACGGUCGGCACGCAGAUCCGCUCGUGCCGCGACGAGGCCUUCCUCUCCGGCACACCGCUGCUGGCACGCAUGCAGGACAUUGCCAAGCGGCACGGUGUGAGCGAGGUGCCGGCGGACGCAGUGAGCCUGAUGUCGCACGCCGCCCAGGAGCGGCUGCGUGGCGUCAUCGAGAAGCUGACGGUCAUCGCGCAGCACCGGCUCGAGAACAUGAAGGAGGAAGAGCGGUACGAGCAGACGAACGACGCUCGCUCGCAGCUCAAGUUCUUCGAGCAGCUCGACCGCCUGGAGAAGCAGCGCAAGGACGAGCAGGAGCGCGAGAUCCUGCUGCGAGCAGCCAAGAGCCGGUCGCGGCAAGAGGACCCGGAGCAAGCGAGGCUCAAGCAGAAAGCCAAAGAGAUGCAGCAGGCGGAGCUGGCGCAGAUGAGGCAGAGGGACGCCAACCUCACGGCACUCGCCGCCAUCGGGCCCCGCAAGAAGCGGAAGAUCGACUCUCCCAGCCACGGCUCAUCGGGCGAGGGUGGAGCGACGUCCGGCGCGGCGACGGCCGCCGCGUCCUCCUCAUCGUCCGCCUCCUCGUCGUCGUCGUCGUCGUCGCUGUCCCAGGCGGGGGGGGCGGCGGGGGCCGGUCAGGGGCCAUCGGGCGCCGGCGGGGCAAGCGGGACGCCGGCGUCGAGGCCGUUCUCGCGACAGAGAAUCACCCGCGUCAACCUCAGGGACCUCGUCUUCUACCUGGAGCAGGAGCGAGAGGGCAGCCACUCGCUGCUGCUCUUCCAGGCGCUGUUCAAGUGACCCCCCCACCCUCGCCCGCCCUCCCCCCCUCUCUCCCUCCCCCACGUGCCCGGCCCUCCCCAGGCGCGAGACGGCGCCCGCCCCGACGACUCGGCCCAUUCUCUUCGCCGGUGCCGCCGACGCCGUAGUGGUGGCGGUGGCGGCGGUGCCGGUGAGGGGAAGAUGGAGGAGGAGAGAGAAUCAUAAGUCUGUCCUUGUAGCUGGGAUGGUGCUAAUGGAGGGGGGGGGGGCUCAGUGACACCCCGCUUUUGCCUUCCCCCCCCCCACUUGCUUUGCUGGGGGGCGGGCAUUGGUGGAGGGGGGGGGGGCGAGCUGUUGGAGGAAGCGCUGUGUGGAGAGUCUCGUGUGCGUGGUGAGAGUGAAUGGUGAGAGUGAAUGGUGAGAGUGAAUGGUGAGAGUGAAUGGUGAGAGUGAAUGUACGCGCGUGGUGAAAGUGAAUGGUGAGAGUGAAUGUACGCGCGUGGUGAGAGUGAGUGUACGCGCGUGGUGAGAGUGAAUGUACGCGCGUGGCGAGAGUGAAUGGUGACAGUGAAUGUACGCGCGUGGUGAGAGUGAAUGGUGAGAGUGAAUGUACGCGCGUGGUGAGAGUGAAUGGUGAGAGUGAGUGUACGCGCGUGGCGAGAGUGAGUGUACGCGCGUGGUUAGAGUGAAUGGUGAGAGUGAAUGUACGCGCGUGGUGAGAGUGAAUGGUGAGAGUGAGUGUACGCGCGUGGUGAGAGUGAAUGGUGAGAGUCAGUGUACACGCGUGGCGAGAGUGAAUGGUGAGAGUGAAUGUACGCGCGUGGCGAGAGUGAAUGUACGCUCGUGGUGAGAGUGAAUAGUGAGAGUGAAUGUACGCUCGUGGUGAGAGUGAAUGGUGAGAGUGAAUGUACGCGCGUGGCGAGGGAAUGUACGCGUGGCGAAGGUGAAUGUACGCGCGGUGAGUGAAUGGCGAGUGUGAAUGGUGAGAGUGUACACGCGUGCGUGUGCCUGAUUUUUCCUUGUUUAUUUAUCAGCCCCACACCCCCCCCCCCCUUGCUGUUGUGAUGUUUCUCUCCCAUGCCCCCCACCCAAAUUCCCUUCCUCGCCCCCCACCCCCCCCACUGGCCAAGAAUAAUAAUGAUGAUGACUUCCGGGGGAGAGUGGGGGACAGAGGGGGAAGCUCCUUAAUGUCACCACCAUCCCCACAAUCGCCGUCAUCAAAAUUGCCAUCGUCACCAUCGUCACCACCGUCACCACCGUCGUCGUCACCACCAUCCCCACAGCAGCCGUCAUCGCCACCACCGUCCUCGGUAUUGUUCGUGAUGUUGGCACGGUGUGCGUCUCGCCUCCGCACGGAAGGAACCCAUCUCUCAAGCCAAUCCUAGCGAAAUUUCUACGACGAAAAAAUUGUUUGCACUGCGCAAUUCUCGGGCAUCUCUCUAACGAAUCCUGCUGCAUCUCCGCCAGCGUGGACCGCGCCGGCUCCAGUCUCACAUGGACGACUCAGCGCGAGCGGGCGAGCGAGCGCGCGCCCCACGGCUCUCCCACCUCCCCUGUACAUAGUUUUACGCGCUCUUUUUUGGACAGAAAACAAAAAGAUAGAAUAUACGUUGUCACACCUUUGAGAAUUGUGUUCAUAUUUUUGGUAAUAAAUAAUGGAUCCGA